ACAAGUAAAAUAUGAUUAACAAUGCAUUAGACAUGAAAAACAGGUAUGAAAUGAUGAUGGAGAUGCUCUCUCUCACCUUUAAUUAAUAUCAUUUUCUCGUGAAGAUUUAUCUUUUGAGAGGACUUUUUUCAAAGUUUUGGCGGAUAUAUAAAAGUGAAAGAUACGUGUAGAGACUCUAUAGACACUUGUCAAGAACGUCAGUUAUUUGCAAGUUCAGCACGUGAAGCCUACUUCUUCCCAUGCAUGAUUCGAUCUAGCUCCAUUAUUGGAUUGAUGCCUAUAUAUAUAAAGCAUCUUCCCCACCCAAACCACAUACAUUACAGACACACACAGUUCAGUUCUACAGAGCAUAUAUAACGAUGGUGAAAAUCAGCAUCAAUGGCGUCUUCCUGGUCCUCUUACUCCUCUUGGUUACAUAUGAAGAAGAAAGAGGUGGGAGUGGAACGAUGAUGAUGAUGGCAGAGGGGAGGACCUGCGAGUCGCAGAGCCAUGGAUUUAAAGGGCGGUGCGUCAGCAACAAUAACUGUGGUCUCGUUUGCAAAAACGAAGGGUUUUCCGGUGGAUGGUGUCGUGGUCUUCGUGGAAUGUGCUUUUGCACUAAAGAUUGUUAGCUCUGCUUCUGGGGAAUGUAAAUAAUAUUAAUAUUAAUAAUAACUUAGUAUGCUUACUUGUGGAAUGUGGAAUGUGGAAUGUGGUUACAGAAUAUGAUAAAAUCUAUUUUCAUAA
This is a messenger RNA of Lactuca sativa (garden lettuce), 726 nucleotides long. Its product is annotated as defensin-like protein 1. Gene Ontology annotation, biological process: defense response. The record is from RefSeq and is a predicted model, not a curated record. Lineage: Eukaryota; Viridiplantae; Streptophyta; Magnoliopsida; Asterales; Asteraceae.